AUGGCCACAAUACGGAAACGUGCCGCGGAUCCGAGUGAAGGCGGUGACGCACUGCCUCUGAAACGAUCAAUAACUGAAGAGCAAAUGAGCGCACCGAUGCCGUUAGCGCUGAAGGCCCCAGCGCCGUAUAGCGAUGAGGAACCAGCUAUCGCUGAAAGAAAUCGUGUGGAUUAUACGAAGAAAAUCACAAUUGCGAUGGCAAAGGCUAACACAGGUAGUGCAGUGUCCUUUAUCGACAAGUAG
Molecule: messenger RNA, 243 nt
Organism: Cooperia oncophora
Lineage: Eukaryota; Metazoa; Nematoda; Chromadorea; Rhabditida; Trichostrongylidae
Source: the annotation of a GenBank genome assembly